This is a messenger RNA of Scutellospora calospora, 438 nucleotides long. NCBI's taxonomy places the organism in Eukaryota, Fungi, Glomeromycota, Glomeromycetes, Diversisporales, Gigasporaceae. The record is from the annotation of a GenBank genome assembly.
AUGACAAAUUCAGAAAUGUCACAAAAUGUUAGUAAAAAAAUGAGAUAUUCAACUAAAUUUGGAGUUCUUAAAAAAGCACUGAAUUUGGCUAUUUCUCUAGAAUGUGAUGAUAAAUUGUUAGAUAUUUUACAUCAAUUUAUUGGAGAUAAGCAAAAAUUAAGCACUAAUUAUCUUAUAAGCAAUAAUAAUAAGAAAAAUGAUGCAACAGAAAAUCAAAAAUUUGAUAAUUUAUAUAUUUCUAUUCAAGUAGCUGAUCCACUUGUUUCUAUAUUCAAGGAAUCUAACAAUACUUAUACUGAGAUUGAUCAAGAUACCAAAUUUUUAACUAAUAAUCAAGUACAAGAAGGUGUAGUAAAUAAAUAUAAAUGUAGAAUUUGUAGUAGUUUAGAGCAUAAUGCUCAAAACAAGAAAAAAUGUCUUCAGCAAAAUUCUGUGUAA